This is a messenger RNA of Daphnia carinata, 3076 nucleotides long. Its product is annotated as calpain-B-like. Gene Ontology annotation, cellular component: cytoplasm. The transcript has 18 exons. Lineage: Eukaryota; Metazoa; Arthropoda; Branchiopoda; Diplostraca; Daphniidae. Gene Ontology annotation, molecular function: calcium ion binding; calcium-dependent cysteine-type endopeptidase activity. The record is from RefSeq and is a predicted model, not a curated record. Gene Ontology annotation, biological process: proteolysis. Bases 398 to 2713 code for a protein of 771 amino acids.
AAAACAUUUUUGUGGCACCGUGGCAACAUCUUCAAUCGCAGUUACAGAGGGAAGAGUAUCCUCGCCUGGUGUCUGCAGUUACGUUGCCGAUCUGACUCAUUUAUCUUGGGCCCUUCGUCCGUCUCUGUACGAAGUCCGACAGUGGCCUUGCUGGUGUUGUUUAGUUUGCUGAGGAAUUCCUCGUGAAUACACGUUGAGUUCCCGUCUAGUCUACAUCGGUUUUGAUACCGAUCGAAAAAUUUCGAAAUUUUUUCCGUCACGGACAGCCGGAAACUAAUUGGACUUCCUGUCACGAUUUUUCACAUCUUUCCGUUCGGGCAGCUAUUCAAGUUUCUGUUAGUUCGCUUGAAGAAAUCCUAGAGACUUCAGUCAUAACACAAGUCUUCCUAACGCAACUAUGGAUUUCUUCCGUGCCGGCUUGAAAAAUUUUGGCCUGGGUGGCUUCAAAAUGGAUGACACUACGGCAAAUCUGGUGGCCAAUUUUGCCAGUGGAGGGAUUGGCAUGGCCCUAGACCAAAUUUCGCGUACUUCUUUGCCCAGUCGGCGGAAGGACCCACCCCCACCAAGACCACCCUGCCCUUUCAAAGUGUUGGGUGAGAAGGGCGCCUCAAUUAAAGCCCGUCAGAACGUGCAAGAUUUCGUUCAAAUCCGAGAUAGCUGUCUACAAAAUGGAACCCUUUUCGAGGAUGCGUCUUUUCCAGCGGACACUUCGUCAAUCUACUACAGCCGGCGGACUGCUCGCGACUUUGUCUGGUUGAGGCCAACAGAAAUCGUCGAGGAUCCACAACUCUUCGUCGAAGGAGCUUCACGAUUCGACGUGCAGCAAGGCGAAUUAGGCGAUUGCUGGCUGCUUGCUGCCAUGGCUAGCCUGACUCUUAACCCAAAACUGUUUCAUCAAGUUGUGCCUGAAGAUCAAAGUUUCACCGAUAAUUAUGCAGGAAUUUUUCAUUUCCGGAUCUGGCAGUACGGCACCUGGGUGGAUGUCGUGGUAGACGAUCGCUUGCCAACCUGUGAUGGAAAACUGGUGUUUUUGCAAUCACAAACAAAAAAUGAAUUUUGGAGCGCUCUGUUGGAAAAAGCAUAUGCCAAGCUCCACGGUGGCUACGAAGCCUUAAAAGGUGGCACUACGUGUGAGGCUAUGGAAGACUUUACUGGCGGAGUGAGCGAAAUGUACGAAAUGAACCAAGCACCUCCUAAUCUUUUCAAGAUUUUACUUAAAGCUCACCAACGCUCAUCACUAAUGAGCUGCGCAAUUGAGCCGGAUCCUGACCAGUUAGAAGCCGAAACACCGUUGGGUUUGAUUAAAGGUCAUGCCUAUAGCAUUACAAGCGUGAAAAUGAUGGACAUCCGCACUCCUCGAAUGUCGGGGCAGAUUCCCAUGAUCCGUAUUCGAAAUCCUUGGGGGAAUGAAGCCGAGUGGAAAGGCGCAUGGAGCGAUCAAUCCCCGGAAUGGCAGUUCAUCCCGGAAGACGAGAAGGAGGAGGUGGGACUGACUUUCGAUCGCGAUGGCGAAUUUUGGAUGUCGUUUCGCGAUUUCUCUGCUCAGUAUUCUCGCCUAGAGAUAGUCAAUCUGAACGCCGAUUCCUUAGAAGAAGAGGAGUUGUCUGAUGGUACAUCAAAACGUUGGUCAGCAAACGAGUUUGCUGGAAACUGGGUUAAAGGUGCAUCUGCUGGCGGCUGCAGGAAUCAUUUAGCCACUUUUCAUCUGAAUCCACAAUAUCGUAUUACACUGGAAGAUCCGGAUGACGACGACAAUGACGAUAAAUGUACGGUGAUUGUGGCUUUGAUGCAAAAGAACCGUAGAGCUCAGCGGAAAAUUGGUCUAGAUUGCCUUACAAUUGGUUUUACCAUUUAUCACCUUAAAAAUCCUGACACAGCGCCGAAACCACUUGACAACAAAUUUUUUAAGUACAACGCAUCUGUGGCUAGGUCACCAUCGUUCAUCAACUUACGAGAAGUCAGUUGUCGAUUCAAGCUUCCACCGGGCGUCUACGCCAUUAUACCGUCAACAUUCGAGCCGAAUGAGGAAGGUGAAUUUAUUCUGCGCGUCUUCUCUGAAAAGAAGAACAACAUGGAGGAGAACGACGAAGAAGUGGAUAUCGGUGAAGCAGAUGAUCAAGGUAAUACUGGCCGGAAGCACAACAAAGGCAAACACUUUUAUCACGUUAAAAGUAAUGAUACUUUUGACGACUCCAGUGAUGUUGUCCAGCUGUUCCGCCGCGUUGCUGGAGUUGACAUGGAGAUCGAUUGGGUCGAACUACAAAACGUUCUUAAUACUUCCUUCCAGCGUGAAUCUUCAGAGGAAUUUGUAUUCGAGGGAUUCAGCAAAGACGUCUGCCGCAGCAUGAUCGCUAUGUUGGAUCAGGAUCACUCCGGAAAACUUGGUUUGGAUGAGUUCAAAAAGCUUUGGUCUGAUAUUCAAACUUGGAAGAACACGUUCAAAUUGUACGACCGCGAUCGUAGCAAUUCGCUAAGCACAUUAGAGUUGCGCUCUGCACUCCAUGCCGUUGGUUAUCGUCUAAACUAUCACGUCUUAAAUGCGCUGGUUUUGCGUUACGGUGAUCGACGAGGAACCCUGGCGUUUGACGAUUUCAUCAUGUGUGCCAUCAAAAUGAAAUCCAUGAUUGAGGCCUUUAAAGAGCGAGACCCGUACAACACCAAACGGGCUACUUUUACGCUCGACGAAUGGAUUGACAAGACUCUCUAUUCUUAGAUUUCCAAAUAAUCGUUUUACUUCUGAAUCUUUACCGACAUUUUGGCGGUUUAAUAGCAUAAUAAGAUCAUCCAUGUUUGCGAGCUUUAGAAGACCCAUAGAAGCUUAUGUUAAUCUCUUCCGAUAUAACGCUCUUUCCAUAAACGUUUGACGACAUUUGCAUUCAAAAGGUGCCCAAGGGUAAUUUGCUUCCCGGUGAAAUCAGUCUCUUUUGCGAAAGAUUGGUGUUGCACUUUGCUUGUUCCUCUUUCCCUUUUUUUAUUUUUUAUUCACGUUGCCGUUACUUCUGAACAUAUACAACGUUCACUAGGGAGACUAACAUAAAGGGAAAAGUUUCAAUCCACACUACAUCCUUAAUCUGAA